AGAAAACAAAAACGCAAACAACGAGCAAUCUCGGGCUCAUUCCGUAAAUCGUAAAACCCCAAAAGUGCAAUCGCUAAGCAUAUUGUUAAGCAGGAAAGCAAAAAAGGAAAGUGUGCAUUUUGAAAAUGGCUACCAGGAAAAAGGCGCUUCUGAAGGUAAUCGUGCUCGGUGAUAGCAGCGUCGGAAAGACGUCUCUGAUGAAUCAGUACGUGAACAAGCGUUUCUCGAACCAGUACAAGGCCACGAUCGGGGCCGAUUUCCUCACGAAGGAAGUGGUGAUCGAUGAGCGAGUUGUAACGAUGCAGAUCUGGGAUACGGCUGGUCAGGAGCGGUUCCAAUCGCUCGGUGUUGCGUUCUACCGUGGAGCGGAUUGUUGCGUGCUGGUGUACGAUACGACCGCACCAAACACAUUCAAAAAUCUCGAAUCCUGGAGAGAUGAGUUCUUAAUUCAAGCUAGCCCCCGUGAUCCGGACCAUUUUCCGUUCGUUGUGCUGGGAAAUAAAAUUGAUUUGGAAAAUCGAGCAGUAUCGACGAAACGUGCUCAGCAGUGGUGCCAGACGAAGAACGAUAUACCAUAUUUUGAAACAUCCGCCAAGGAGGGUAUUAACGUUGAUCUAGCUUUCCAAACCAUUGCCAAAAAUGCAAUAGCCCAAGAAACAGAGGCUGAUCUUUACAACGAUUUCCCCGACCAGAUCAAGCUGAACACACGCGACAGCCGGCCACGAAGCGGAGACAACUGUUCGUGCUAAUAUUAUCGAGUUAGUAAAAUUGACCGCCCUCCUUCUGACCCCCACAUAACAACAGCAGCAGCAACCACCACACACGAGAUAAUUCGGGGCACAUUCGGUGGCACCCUCAACAAUAGUAGCAACAGCAGCAGCUUUAGCAGAAGUAGCAGCUGUAACAGCAGCAGUAACAGUGAAAGCAGUGAAAGCGAUAUCAGCAGCAGCAUCAAUAGCAAUAGUAACGACCAGGGCGGUUGUACUACUACCGCAACGGACGAUACCAUCCUUCGCAGAUGAAACUGAAGGUGGAUGGCUUAAAAGCAACAGUUUAGCAAUCGGGUCGAACAAGGGGAGCCAAUAUUCAGCAAAGCAUAUACAUCCGGUUCAAUGUUCCCGGUGUGUUUAAAGUUUUUUAUUCUGUUUCUCUCUUUGUACCGCUGCCACCGUAUUUGAUUGAUCGCUAGAAAAGUUGCGUGAAUGGAUCACUUGCGAUACAGCCUGUCAGCAAAGCAGUAGCAAAGAGAGCAGAAUUUACACACAUACUGCGUAGAGUGGACAUUUCAAAUAAGAGGCUGCAAUUUGCAAUAUACGGAUCGAUAUUUGUUUCUGUUUCUUUUAACCGUACUAUUCAACAACAACAAAAACAUGUUAUUCUAAAGGGGAAGUUCUGCCACAGCAAAAGCUCUUAUGGUGGUUAGUAGCUGAACAGCCAGCGGCGGGAGCGAACUUCUGUUGAGCCUUUCUGGAAGGAGCCACACAUGGUUAGAAGCGAACAAACACACGCAGUAAUGGUAUCUUCCAAAUUUAACUCCCGCGAGAUGCUAGUGCUCGAAAUAGAUGCGAAAAACAGAUGAAGUCAGUCUAACGCAUCUCAACAAUGGAUAGGAUUAGCUUCGCUUUCUUAGACACACGCACCACGCUGGUAAUGGAGCGAUCAGAUCAAAUAGAUACGUCGCUUUGCAAUGAGUGUUUCGUGUGAGUGUGCGUGUUGGUGUUUAGGCAUGUUGUGUACAUUUUCCUAAAAAUAUUAAAUGAUAGUUUCGUUUUGACUCUA
Messenger RNA from Anopheles moucheti, 1779 nucleotides. RefSeq names its product ras-related protein Rab-7a (gene Rab7). The transcript is spliced from 5 exons. The record is from RefSeq and is a predicted model, not a curated record. The coding region runs from base 126 to 749 and encodes 207 amino acids. Gene Ontology annotation, biological process: phagosome-lysosome fusion; endosome to lysosome transport. Gene Ontology annotation, molecular function: GTPase activity; GTP binding. Gene Ontology annotation, cellular component: phagocytic vesicle; late endosome; lysosome. NCBI's taxonomy places the organism in Eukaryota, Metazoa, Arthropoda, Insecta, Diptera, Culicidae.